AUGCUCUUGACUUCUGGAAAAGAUGACUGCAUAUCUUUUCCACACGAGUACUUACGUCAAAUGACGCAGCUGCUAAUGCGUGGCCGCCGGGCUGAAGUCGUGGUGGCUUUUGUCAUGACGGUAUAUCUGUUCACAUGCCCCUAUUCAAAAGUGGAAGAAAGCUUCAACAUGCAAGCAACACAUGAUCUAUUGCUCUUUGGACUGCCGAACGUGAAUAAAUUUGAUCAUUUAGAAUUUCCUGGCGUCGUACCACGCACCUUUCUUGGUUCGCUCGCAGUAGCGAGUAUAAGUCAACCUGCCUUGUGGCUUUUUCAACUAGUGAAAGCUCCAAAAUUCUAUAUGCAAUUGGUGACACGCUGGGUGUUGGGGCUAAUGACGUUAAGCGGUCUAUUCUUCUUCAGUGACAGCGUUGGAAUGCGCUAUGGACGAGAUGUCAGUCGGUUUUUGCUACUGAUUUGCGCAUGUCAAUUCCAUCUUCUGUUCUACAUGACACGCACUCUACCUAAUGUGUACGCACUGGCUUUAGUAUUGUUUGGACUCGGCUUUUGGCUUCGGAGAAAAUUGCCCUAUACAAUUUCUCUCUUCACGUUUGCGACAGUAGUGUUUCGAGGAGACACUGUACUGCUGUUUGCACCAUUAGUGCUCAGCAUGUUGCUGUCGCGUCAUAUAUCUGUCUUUCAGAUUGUCAAGUGGGGAUUAUUAGCGGGAAUCGUGUCGCUUUUUAUCACUGUCACAAUUGAUUCCUUUUUCUGGAAGCGGUGGCUUUGGCCAGAGGGUGAAGUAUUGUGGUUUAACACGAUUGAGAAUAGAAGCAGCGAGUGGGGUGUGAGUCCGCCAUUAUGGUACUAUACAUCAGCUCUGCCGCGAGCCCUUCAGUGGACAUUGUUGCUGAUUCCCGUCGGUCUCAGUACACUCUUUCCAAUGCUUUUGCAAAGUCGUUCGCUGAAUGCCGUGAGGUGGGCGCUUAAAACGGCACCGAUUUUUGAUUGGAGUGUGGUUACAUUGGCGUGGCCCGUUUUCAUUUACCUGGGGCUGUUCUCGCUCCUUCCUCACAAAGAACUGCGCUUUAUCUUUAAUGCAAUCCCCAUUAUCAAUAUGGUGUCGGCUGUGGGAUUAGCUAAGCUGUAUCGCAACAAGAAUAAGGCAUAUCUUCCUUUUGUUGGAGCCAUUUUUUGCCUAGUAUUGACGGGUUUUGGUUCUUUAUUUAUGCUCUCGGCUGCUCGGUCCAAUUAUCCUGGUGGAGAGGCAUUUAAGUAUCUGCACCAUUUUGCUUUUAAUGACCGUGAAAUGCCGCGCAGCGUCCACAUUGACGUUCCUGCUGCGAUGACCGGUGUGUCUCGAUUUGGAGAGGAAUUUGCUGCUUGGAGAUAUUCAAAGAACGAGUCAGUGACUACAAUUGAUCAUUUAACGCAGUUCGACUAUCUGCUAACAGCAAAAGACCCUACUUUGCUGAAACGAGACUUUCGCUACAUCGCCAGUUUUGAUGUUUUUGAAGGCAUUCAACUAAUAAAUCACCGCGUUACUUUCAAGACCAAGAAACUAGUUUCUCUUAUGCGGAAAAACACUAUCAUACCAGGUUCGACGAUACAAGGUGACACAGAAUAUUAA
Messenger RNA from Plasmopara halstedii, 1608 nucleotides. RefSeq names its product dolichyl-p-man:man c-pp-dolichyl-alpha-. Gene Ontology annotation, cellular component: endoplasmic reticulum membrane. Lineage: Eukaryota; Oomycota; Peronosporomycetes; Peronosporales; Peronosporaceae. Gene Ontology annotation, biological process: protein N-linked glycosylation. Gene Ontology annotation, molecular function: alpha-1,6-mannosyltransferase activity. The record is from RefSeq and is a predicted model, not a curated record. The transcript is spliced from 9 exons. Bases 1 to 1608 code for a protein of 535 amino acids.